AGAAGGGAGAACACACAGUGUGAGUGUUAAUGUGUCUCAGCUCUGGGAGAACAACAGGCUGCCUGAAAGUUGACAAACUUGUUUGUUAGGUGUGACAACCCAGCGAGGGAGGAAGCCAUUGGUGUGCAUGGAUUAGGUGUACAGAAACAGCUCUGCCAUUGUCUCCUAUGGAAGAAAAUCAGGGGCCCCACUAGCUGGGUCCCAGAAAAGAAGGAGGAAGAAGAGGUAGUGGGGGAGGUACGACCGGCUCCUAUCCCCUCUCAGCAUGGAUACAGAUUAUGAGUCGACCUAUGAGGACGAUUCCCAAGUGCCAAAUGAUGAUGUGGUUCCGUACAGCGAUGAUGAAACAGAUGAUGAACUGGACAGCCCCCAGACUGAUGAGCCUGAGCAGAACAGGAGAAAUGUACAGGCAGAGCAGAGCCGGGAACCUGUAAUUAAAGAAUGUACCUGGCAAGUAAAAGCAAAUGAUCGGAAUUUCUAUGAUCAGCCAGAAUUCAAGAAGAAAGUGUUCCUGUGCCUUAAGAAAAGCAAAUAUGCAGGAAAUGCAAUCAAGACCUACAAAUACAACCCGAUCACCUUCCUGCCAGUUAAUUUAUAUGAACAAUUCAAAAGAGCUGCCAAUGCCUAUUUCUUGGUGUUACUCAUCCUUCAGACCAUUCCCCAAAUAUCCACUGUCACAUGGUCAACCACCUUGAUUCCUCUGCUGCUGGUGCUGGGAAUAACUGCUAUCAAAGAUCUCGUGGAUGACAUUGCCCGGCAUAAAAUGGACAACGAAAUAAACAACCGCCCUUCUGAAGUUAUUACAGAUGGAAGGUUUAAAAAGACAAAGUGGAAGCAUAUUCAUGUUGGAGACAUCAUACGUAUUAACAAAAAUGAAUUUGUUCCUGCAGAUGUACUGUUGCUGUCGAGCUCAGAUCCCAACAGCUUGUGCUAUGUAGAGACUGCAGAGCUGGACGGGGAGACAAACUUGAAAUUUAAAAUGUCACUGGAAAUAACAGACAAACUUCUCCAAAAAGAAGAACAAUUGGCAGGGUUUGAUGGUUUGGUAGAAUGCGAGGAACCGAAUAAUCGAUUGGAUAAAUUUGUUGGGACCUUGUUCUGGAGAGGCAAUAGCUUUGGGCUUGAUGCUGAUAAAAUUCUGCUUCGAGGGUGCACUGUCAGAAAUACAGAGUACUGCCAUGGACUGGUCUUAUUUGCAGGCGCUGAUACCAAGAUUAUGAGAAACAGUGGGAAAACCAGAUUGAAGAGAACAAAAAUUGACUAUCUCAUGAAUUACAUGGUUUACACGAUAUUUGUUCUUCUAAUCUUGGCUGCUGCUGGACUUGCCAUAGGACAAACAUUUUGGGAAGCAAAGCUAGGUGCCGCUAAUGUUUCCUGGUAUCUCUAUGAUGGGAACAACUAUAGUCCCUCAUAUCGAGGAUUUCUUGCCUUUUGGGGUUACAUCAUUGUACUGAACACCAUGGUGCCCAUUUCUCUUUAUGUAAGUGUUGAAGUGAUUCGUUUGGGUCAGAGUUACUUUAUCAACUGGGACCUGCAGAUGUACUUCUCUCCUAAGGACACGCCAGCCAAAGCCAGGACGACAACCCUGAAUGAGCAGCUUGGUCAGAUCCAAUAUAUCUUCUCCGAUAAGACUGGGACAUUGACACAGAACAUUAUGACAUUUAAAAAAUGCACAAUUAAUGGAACCACUUAUGGAGACGAUGACGAUGAACUCAAGUCUGGCCAAACUAAACAGGUGGACUUCAGUUGGAAUCCUUUGGCUGAUCCAAGCUUCACAUUCCAUGACAACUAUCUGAUUGAGCAAAUACGGGCAGGAAAAGACAAAGACGUUUAUGAGUUCUUCAAGUUACUUGCUCUGUGCCACACUGUGAUGGCUGAGAAGACAGAUGGGGAACUGAUCUACCAGGCCGCAUCUCCAGAUGAGGGUGCUUUGGUUACAGCAGCCAGGAACUUUGGUUUUGUAUUCCUGUCUAGAACCCAGAGUACAAUCACUAUUAGUGAACUGGGGCAAGAGAAGACUUACGAGGUUCUGGCCAUCCUGGAUUUUAAUAGUGACCGAAAACGAAUGUCUAUAAUAGUGCGUCAGCCAGAUGGCAGAAUCCGCCUUUACUGCAAAGGGGCAGAUACUGUGAUAUAUGAACGUCUACAUCCAGAUAAUCCUAUCAAAGAUCAGACACAGAAGGCACUUGACAUUUUUGCUAAUGCCAGCCUGAGGACCCUCUGCCUUUGCUACAAAGACAUUAACAAAGGGGACUUUGAGAACUGGAGCAAGAAAUACAAACAAGCCAGUGUAGCUACAAGCAAUCGUGAUGAAGCGCUGGAUAGAGUAUAUGAAGCGAUUGAAACAGACUUAAAGCUAUUGGGAGCUACGGCUAUUGAGGACAAGUUGCAGGAUGAUGUGAGCGGCACAAUCUUUAACCUGGCCCGCGCUGAUAUAAAGAUCUGGGUUCUGACUGGGGAUAAAAAAGAAACUGCGGAGAACAUUGGAUAUUCUUGCAAACUCUUAGAUGAUGACACUGAAAUCCUCUAUGGAGAAGAUAUCAAUGUUCACUUACAAACCCGAAUGGAAAAUCAGAGAAACCAAAUGAGUGGGAAUCAAGGAGCUCAAAGUAACCAAUCGGGGGCCUUUUUACCUACUGACAAGAAACAUGCACUAAUUAUAACAGGUUCCUGGCUGAAUGAAAUUCUUCUUGAAAAAAAGAAAAGGAAAAAGAAACGUCUAAAGCUAAAAUUUCCCAGGACCAAAGAGGAGAAAGAGCAGCAGCUGCAUGAGAAGCUGAAGGCCUAUGCACUAAAAGAGCAGAGACAGAGGAGCUUUGUUGACCUGGCCUGUGAGUGCAGCGCCGUUAUCUGCUGUCGAGUGACGCCCAAGCAAAAGGCCAUGGUAGUCGAUCUGGUGAAAAGAUACAAGAAAGCGGUUACGUUGGCUAUUGGAGAUGGUGCAAAUGAUGUUAACAUGAUUAAGACUGCCCAUAUUGGCGUUGGUAUAAGCGGACAGGAAGGAAUGCAAGCCGUUAUGUCCAGCGACUACUCGUUCGCCCAAUUCAGAUACCUCCAAAGACUUCUACUGGUUCAUGGCCGCUGGUCGUAUAUCCGCAUGUGCAAAUUCCUACGCUAUUUCUUCUACAAGAAUUUCUCGUUUACAUUGGUUCACUUCUGGUACUCUUUCUUCAAUGGAUUUUCAGCCCAGACAGUUUAUGAGGAUUGGUUCAUAACACUCUACAACGUUCUGUACUCCAGUCUUCCUGUGCUCCUGGUUGGUCUGUUGGAUCAGGAUGUCAGUGACAAGCUCAGCCUUGCGUUUCCCCGUCUGUACGUCCCCGGACAAAAAGAUUUGCUAUUCAAUUACAAGAAGUUUUUUUUGAGUCUGUUUCAUGGGAUUGUCACAUCGCUCAUUAUAUUCUUCAUUCCGUAUGGAGCCUUCCUGUUAACCAUGGGACAAGAUGGAGAAGCACCUUCUGAUUACCAAUCGUUUGCAGUCACGACUGCCACGGCUCUCGUCAUAACUGUCAAUUUCCAGAUUGGGUUAGACACGUCGUACUGGACAUUUGUCAAUGCGUUUUCAAUCUUUGGAAGUAUAGCCAUUUACUUUGGCAUAAUGUUCGAUCUCCACAGUGCCGGAAUCCAUGUUCUCUUUCCAUCGAUGUUCAUCUUUACAGGUGCUGCUCCAAAUGCUUUGAGGCAACCGUAUCUUUGGCUCACUAUAAUCCUUACAGUCGCCUUCUGCCUACUGCCAAUAGUGGCAUUACGGUUCUUGGCAAAGACAAUUUGGCCUUCAGAAAGUGAUAAGAUUCAAAAGAAAGGCAAAAAAUUCAAAGCUGAAGUCGAACAGAGGGCAAAACCCAAACCCUUUGCACGUGGUGUGUCUACUCGCCGCUCAGCUUACGCCUUCUCCCACCAGCGAGGAUACGCCGACCUCAUUUCCUCAGGACGCAGCAUUCGGAAAAAGCGAGCAUCCUUGGACGCCGUGUUUGACAACUAUCCUGCCCAAAUCACUCACUUCACUCCGCAAACUUGAUUUACACUUUUACCCAAACUGGGUUUUAUUUUUAUACCCGUAUAAUUGCACAUGUGAAAUGGUAUGUUAUUUUUUUUUUUAAGGAAAAAGCCUUUCCCUCAGGAUUUUUUAAAGCAAGGUUACAUUUAAUAGAAUGACAUUUUUCUACAUCUACAGACAAAUAUUCAUUUUUCUCAAGGGCUUGAUAGGACGGCAGACUUGAAGUGCACGUGGAAUAUAAUCUAGCACUAAUAUGAGGAUCUCGUGGGCAUAAGAAGAUAUGGGUGACUAUAUUAUGUACUGUUGAACCACUAAAGAGAGUCCAGAGACCACUUGGACAGGGUUUGUACUAAAUGUGGCCUUCCUUGCCGUGGACACUUUGUGUGGACUUCAAAAACCUGUGAAAUUUUCGUUUACUCUUCCGCCGUUGCUUAUUUAAUGUUGUUAAUAAAUUGUAGUUAAGGUAUGUCGGUUUUUUUCUACUGAAGAAAUGGUUCUUUUGUGCCAGAAAACAUUUUAUCUAAAUUCUAAAUGGUCUGAGAAGCCUUUUUUUAAAAAAAAUGUUAUCUUCGUUGGAAAUUCUUUUUAUUUUUAGCUCCCUAUUGCAGACGGACACAUGGCGUAUUUAUUCCUAUAAUGCAAUGGAUAUACCGAAACACACGAGCCACUGAAAACUUACACUGAACUGUGAGAAACUGGUUAAAACAUGUAGUAAAAUAAAAAUUGCUGGGAUGCUUGGUAGUUUUGUAUGAAAAGUGCUCUCCCUUCCCCUGCCAACAGUAAGUGGCAUUAGUUCCAGAGAGACUGAAAUCUGUAACACCGCAACACUGCCCUUAAUGCAAGAUUUACAGGAUGGCUUCAUUAUUUUUAAAGUUUUAUCUUAAUGUACAAAAAUCUAUUUUAUUUAAAAAUAAAAGCGAAA
Messenger RNA from Xenopus tropicalis (tropical clawed frog), 4919 nucleotides. RefSeq names its product ATPase phospholipid transporting 8B1 (gene atp8b1). The record is from RefSeq and is marked provisional. Gene Ontology annotation, cellular component: plasma membrane; apical plasma membrane; endoplasmic reticulum. Lineage: Eukaryota; Metazoa; Chordata; Amphibia; Anura; Pipidae. Gene Ontology annotation, biological process: aminophospholipid translocation; phospholipid transport. Gene Ontology annotation, molecular function: ATPase-coupled intramembrane lipid carrier activity; phosphatidylserine floppase activity; magnesium ion binding.